CAACGCUUGGUUUGCCAUGGUAUGGUAUAGUAUGGUAUGGUUCCCCAUUCUCUUCCAUUGCAUGCAGAAAAUACUACGUUCUGCCAAGAAUCGCGGGUACCGGUAGUAUUUGGCUUAAGCAGCCAGUUCGAUAAGAACGGUGAAAUUGAAGAAACGUUGAGUGAUUACCGGAAGUAGUGAAGAAAACGUGAGCUCUAGAGCACAGUACCUAAAUGGUGUUUUUUAUAGUGGUGAAAUGUGGACAAAAUUAGAUAAACGGACUAGUAUUUGAAAACUUUGCCCAAAAUCGCUAAAAUUAAAAUGGGAUUUCAAUUGGUGUAUAAAGUAUUCCUCUUAACUGCUCUGGGCCUUUUUAGUGUUUCCGGCAUCACGACUAUCCACCACGAUAAACCCGAUUUGAUCACAUCCACACUGACAACUUUCGCACCAACAUAUGAAGCAAACAGCAGUUCAUUACUUCUAACAGACCUCAAUCUAACACUAUCUUCGUCUGAGAGAAAAAAACGGCUGCUGCCGUAUCAGAAUUUUUAUUUCAAUCAACCGUUUAACAGACCCCAUCAGGCUGGCGUUUCUGCUCAACAGUACAAAGAUUAUGAAGGAAUACGGAGACCAAUCAAGAAACCAGAGCUUCAACCAAUUGAUUUUCGUCCAUCGAAUGCUGUGUACCAAACUGGCCAAAAAUUCAAUCCGUUUCGAGAAAACAAUGCUCUACCAGGUUCAUUUAGGCCUAUGGUGAAUAUUAACAAUCCUAAGCCACAAUUCAUUGUGUUGGAAAAUCCUCCCACAGCAGAAGACUCAAAUAAAGAUGUUAACGCCCAUAGCCAGCCAUCGUCUGAUUUAAGUGCCAUAUACGAAAAACUAGCUCAACUGAAAUUAAGGCAGCAAGCGAUGCACCUGAGGGCGCCCUAUGGAUACAGAUUGGUGUCACCGCAUCGAUUUAGAGAGAGGCCACCAAAAAUCCAAGAGCAUCGGCCCAAUUACGAAGUACCCAGAUACAAAAUCCAGCCAUCUAAAACUACAAUCGAAACUUUCACUGCCACAAACAUCGAUAUACCAGAUGCAAACGAGGAAGCAAAGUACGACUAUCAGGAACCACCACGGUACCAUCAAGCACCGACGCCAAGCAAAGAAGUGCCGGUGCGGAACCAAUUUCGAGAAAACAUUAAACCGUACAUUCAUCAUCAGGUUUUACUGGAAGUGCCACAGGGGAGCAGUCCAGUCCAUUAUAAUCCGCAGGAGGUAAGGAAACCUGCAAAUCACCCCACGGAACGACCAAGAACAUACAUCCUCGUCCAGCAGAAUAAACCAAGCCCCAAACAGCCUAUUUACCUGCUAAGAAAGCCGAAGCCAGCGGCAAUAGUGGAUGAAAGCUACGUUGCAGAAAAUUUCUCUCCAGUGGUGUUUUCAAAGAAUCAAAACUACCAACAGCAGAGACCAAUUUUCGUCCCACAAGAAGCUCCAGCUCCAGUUUACGAAAAUCCCUAUGAGACUCAAUAUCAAGUGACUCCAGGAUCCACCGAAGGCUACCACCAGGAAUACCAACACCUGGAUGCUCCCAACUACGAGGAUAAAGUUCCAGCUCAAAAACCCAACCAGCUGCAACCGAAAUUUCCGGAAUCUACAGUGCAGUUCAAUAACCCAGAAGGUUAUUACCAUUAUCAGUCAAUCAGUCCCACGCCUACGACAUCGGAACCUGAGCCAGCCUACCAGCAUCAAAGGGUUCCUGAAAAACCACAUCCAACCAUUCAAAACCCUAAACCGUAUGAACAAGAGUACGCAGCAACGCCAACUGCCCCAAAGCUGGAAAGUUCCAAAGGAAAUUCUCUGGCAGAAGUUUUGAAGAAACUCCAAGACAGCAACGCUUUACCUCAAACUUUAACUGCGGAUAACAUUGACAACAGCAUUAAGACCUUGGUGAAAAUCCUCAACGCUCUUAAGGAAAGACAGAAGCAGCAGAAACCAGUAGUAGUCCAGGACGAAUAUGAGUACGAUAAUGAGGCUGGUGUGGAUUUGGGAGGCGAUGUUGUGGAUAGUCCAGAAGGUGGAACUCCCGGUAAAGCAGGAGUGGAUUAUCCCGCGUUAUCUUCCAUUCCUAAAACCACUUUCAGCUGCAAGACCCAGAGGUAUAAGGGAUUCUUUGGGGAUCCAGAUACUAACUGCCAGUUUAGGGAAAUUACUGUUGGGCGCAAAGUAGCUAAAAUCCUGUUGGUACUACUGAAAGGUAGUUCUAAAAGCGUUCGUGGAUCGAAGGAAUCAAGGAUCGGUUCCGAACAAGUACUGAACCGAACCUGCGCCCUAAUUCGGCCGCAUUUGAGGUCAAUAUGUACUACCUACAGUAUAUUCAAACUUAUAUUCCAUCGACACGUUCUACUUUGUGCAGAAUUGUUAUACACUCAAUUUUUUUCAGGCCUUUUUAGUGUUUCCGGCAUCACGACUAUCCACCACGAUAAACCCGAUUUGAUCACAUCCACACUGACAACUUUCGCACCAACAUAUGAAGCAAACAGCAGUUCAUUACUUCUAACAGACCUCAAUCUAACACUAUCUUCGUCUGAGAGAAAAAAACGGCUGCUGCCGUAUCAGAAUUUUUAUUUCAAUCAACCGUUUAACAGACCCCAUCAGGCUGGCGUUUCUGCUCAACAGUACAAAGAUUAUGAAGGAAUACGGAGACCAAUCAAGAAACCAGAGCUUCAACCAAUUGAUUUUCGUCCAUCGAAUGCUGUGUACCAAACUGGCCAAAAAUUCAAUCCGUUUCGAGAAAACAAUGCUCUACCAGGUUCAUUUAGGCCUAUGGUGAAUAUUAACAAUCCUAAGCCACAAUUCAUUGUGUUGGAAAAUCCUCCCACAGCAGAAGACUCAAAUAAAGAUGUUAACGCCCAUAGCCAGCCAUCGUCUGAUUUAAGUGCCAUAUACGAAAAACUAGCUCAACUGAAAUUAAGGCAGCAAGCGAUGCACCUGAGGGCGCCCUAUGGAUACAGAUUGGUGUCACCGCAUCGAUUUAGAGAGAGGCCACCAAAAAUCCAAGAGCAUCGGCCCAAUUACGAAGUACCCAGAUACAAAAUCCAGCCAUCUAAAACUACAAUCGAAACUUUCACUGCCACAAACAUCGAUAUACCAGAUGCAAACGAGGAAGCAAAGUACGACUAUCAGGAACCACCACGGUACCAUCAAGCACCGACGCCAAGCAAAGAAGUGCCGGUGCGGAACCAAUUUCGAGAAAACAUUAAACCGUACAUUCAUCAUCAGGUUUUACUGGAAGUGCCACAGGGGAGCAGUCCAGUCCAUUAUAAUCCGCAGGAGGUAAGGAAACCUGCAAAUCACCCCACGGAACGACCAAGAACAUACAUCCUCGUCCAGCAGAAUAAACCAAGCCCCAAACAGCCUAUUUACCUGCUAAGAAAGCCGAAGCCAGCGGCAAUAGUGGAUGAAAGCUACGUUGCAGAAAAUUUCUCUCCAGUGGUGUUUUCAAAGAAUCAAAACUACCAACAGCAGAGACCAAUUUUCGUCCCACAAGAAGCUCCAGCUCCAGUUUACGAAAAUCCCUAUGAGACUCAAUAUCAAGUGACUCCAGGAUCCACCGAAGGCUACCACCAGGAAUACCAACACCUGGAUGCUCCCAACUACGAGGAUAAAGUUCCAGCUCAAAAACCCAACCAGCUGCAACCGAAAUUUCCGGAAUCUACAGUGCAGUUCAAUAACCCAGAAGGUUAUUACCAUUAUCAGUCAAUCAGUCCCACGCCUACGACAUCGGAACCUGAGCCAGCCUACCAGCAUCAAAGGGUUCCUGAAAAACCACAUCCAACCAUUCAAAACCCUAAACCGUAUGAACAAGAGUACGCAGCAACGCCAACUGCCCCAAAGCUGGAAAGUUCCAAAGGAAAUUCUCUGGCAGAAGUUUUGAAGAAACUCCAAGACAGCAACGCUUUACCUCAAACUUUAACUGCGGAUAACAUUGACAACAGCAUUAAGACCUUGGUGAAAAUCCUCAACGCUCUUAAGGAAAGACAGAAGCAGCAGAAACCAGUAGUAGUCCAGGACGAAUAUGAGUACGAUAAUGAGGCUGGUGUGGAUUUGGGAGGCGAUGUUGUGGAUAGUCCAGAAGGUGGAACUCCCGGUAAAGCAGGAGUGGAUUAUCCCGCGUUAUCUUCCAUCCCUAAAACCACUUUCAGCUGCAAGACCCAGAGGUAUAAGGGAUUCUUUGGGGAUCCAGAUACUAACUGCCAGGUUUGGCACUAUUGCGAUCUGAACGGAGGCCAAGCAUCGUUUCUCUGCCCAAAUGGAACCAUCUUCAGUCAAGUCGCUUUAACCUGCGAUUGGUGGUACAAUGUUAAGUGCGCUUCCACUGCCCAACUUUACGUGCUAAAUGAGCGAUUGUACAAAUACAUUAUUCCACUUUCACCCAAGUUUCCCGAAGAUUAUAGCGGACCUCUAGUCGACAAGUACUUGGCCAUGAAGUUCCAAGAAAUGGAAGAAAAGCUUAGAAAGCAGAAAAAAGGCAAAGGAAAUGCUGAUGCAAAAGUAUCGGAAGAAACGGCUGAAAGUGAUGACACAGAAGAUGAUGAAGAUGAUGAUGACGAUGAAGACAGUGAUUCCUCAAAGGAAGAAUCCCAAGCUGUUGAAGAGACUGAAACCACAACUGCAACAAGCCAAACUCCAGAUGUAGCAACGAUUAUUAGCAGCAACACUCGGAAAUAAACUUCAGAACUAUUCCUGCAUCAAAUUGAAUGGUUCAAGUUCAAAUGAACAUUCCAAACAAUUCGCCUGUACAAAACAGUGACAAUCAAUACAUUUUAUUAUUUGUCUUCAAUUUUCCCUGACCAGAAACGAUUAAAAGUUUGCGUUACAUUCAACUGUACAUAAUUAAUCGUCCGAUUGUGUUUAAAUGUUUACGAACAGUUGGACACAUUGAGUGCAGUUAUAGAUGCUCAACUAGACGCAACCUUGUUUCAAUAAAUUAUUUUAAUUCAAAUAAAGUGACAUUUAAAUAGCACUCCAAAUGAUUACAAUUUGAACAAAUUGAAUAUAAUGAACUUACUUUAUAUAUGGAUACAAGUUUUUCGCAUUUAAAACGAUGAUAUUUGUAUGAAUUUUUGUUCUAAGAGUCUCAAGGAAAUUGUCCCGUUAAAAUGUCUACAUAUUAUUUACUUUAAAAGCUUAAUUGGGCUUUAUCGCAAAGUUUAUCAAUAAUAUCAUUUUUUUACAACAAUAUAAAGACUAACGAUUUUUGGGUCUCGAAUUCAUCUCACGGUAAACCAGCUCCACUAAGGAAGUAAAACUACAGAACAACGAAAAACUAAUUCGAAUUAAAAAUCAAAAUUUAAUUUCCAAGAAAAUCGAAUUUCAAAAGAUUAUCAGUUUAAAGUUAAAUUUAAAAAUCCGUUUCGUUCAAGGCAGAAUCCACGACUAAAAGUAAUCACAAUCAUUGUAAAUGCUUCUAAUGCUAAUGAAAGGAAAAUUAAACAGUGUUUAAAUAUGUACUAUUAAAUUUGGGGAAAAUAUAUCAAAUUUUAACAAUGACGCUCUGUAUAUAUGAAUUCAAGUUGAUAAGUAUUUUUAUUUAUUUAUUUUUGUAUACAUAAGCUGUUAAAAAAUUUGUUACUAUACAGUAAUUAUUGUAACAUGUACUUAAUUGUCAAUAGAAUUGUUCU
Messenger RNA from Dendroctonus ponderosae (mountain pine beetle), 5648 nucleotides. RefSeq lists its product as uncharacterized. Bases 301 to 4695 code for a protein of 1464 amino acids. NCBI's taxonomy places the organism in Eukaryota, Metazoa, Arthropoda, Insecta, Coleoptera, Curculionidae. Gene Ontology annotation, cellular component: extracellular region. The record is from RefSeq and is a predicted model, not a curated record. Gene Ontology annotation, molecular function: chitin binding. The transcript is spliced from 20 exons.